AUGAUGAAUAAUCUGAUGCACAUAUUGCUACUGUUGGUGAUAUCAGUUAAGGCUGCUCCGACUACUGCAAACACUUCUCCCGAACCAGAGUUUGAGACAACAUCCGAGCCUGAACCAGAAACAACAUCAGAACCUGAACCAGAAGCAACAUCCGAACCCGAACCGGAAACAACAUCCGAGCCUGAACCAGAGGUAACAUCCGAGCCUGAGCCAGAAGCAACAUCCGAGCCUGAACCAGAAGCAACAUCCGAACCCGAACCGGAAACAACAUCCGAGCCUGAACCAGAAGCAACAUCCGAACCUGAACCAGAAGCAACAUCUGAGCCUGAACCAGAAGCAACAUCCGAGCCUGAACCAGAAGCAACAUCCGAGCCUGAACCGGAAGCAACAUCCGAGCCUGAACCAGAAGCAACAUCCGAGCCUGAACCAGAAGCGACAUCCGAGCCUGAACCAGAAGCGACAUCUGAGCCUGAAUCAGAAGCGACAUCCGAGCCUGAACCAGAAGCAACAUCCGAACCUGAACCAGAAGCAACAUCUGAGCCUGAACCAGAAGCAACAUCCGAGCCUGAACCAGAAGCGACAUCUGAGCCUGAACCAGAAGCGACAUCCGAGCCUGAACCAGAAGCAACAUCCGAGCCUGAACCAGAAGCGACAUCUGAGCCUGAACCAGAAGCGACAUCCGAGCCUGAACCAGAAGCAACAUCCGAGUCUGAACCAGAAGCAACAUCCGAGCCUGAACCAGAAGCAACAUCUGAGCCUGAACCAGAAGCAACAUCCGAACCUGAACCAGAAGCAACAUCUGAGCCUGAACCAGAAGCAACAUCCGAGCCUGAACCAGAAGCAACAUCCGAGCCUGAACCGGAAGCAACAUCCGAGCCUGAACCAGAAGCAACAUCCGAGCCUGAACCAGAAGCGACAUCUGAGCCUGAACCAGAAGCGACAUCCGAGCCUGAACCGGAAGCAACAUCCGAGCCUGAACCAGAAGCAACAUCCGAGCCUGAACCGGAAGCAACAUCUGAGCCUGAACCAGAAGCGACAUCCGAGCCUGAACCAGAAGCAACAUCCGUGCCUGAGCCAGAAGCAACAGCCGAGUCUGAACCAGAGGUAACAUCCGAGCCUGAACCAGAAGCAACAUCCGAGCCUGAACCAGAAGCAACAUCUGAGCCUGAACCAGAAGCAACAUCCGAGCCUGAACCAGAAGCAACAUCCGAGCCUGAACCAGAAGCAACAUCUGAGCCUGAACCAGAAGCAACAUCCGAGCCUGAACCAGAAGCAACAUCCGAGCCUGAGCCAGAAGCAACAGCCGAGUCUGAACCAGAGGUAACAUCCGAGCCUGAACCAGAAGCAACAUCCGAGCCUGAACCAGAAGCAACAUCCGAGCCUGAACCAGAAGCAACAUCCGAGCCUGAACCAGAAGCAACAUCCGAGCCUGAACCAGAAGCAACAUCCGAGCCUGAACCAGAAGCAACAUCCGAGCCUGAACCAGAAGCAACAUCCGAGCCUGAACCAGAAGCAACAUUCGAGCCUGAACCAGAAGCAACAUCCGAGCCUGAACCAGAAGCGACAUCUGAGCCUGAACCAGAAGCGACAUCCGAGCCUGAACCAGAAGCAACAUCCGAGCCUGAACCAGAAGCGACAUCCGAGCCUGAACCAGAAGCAACAUCCGAGCCUGAACCAGAAGCAACAUCCGAGCCUGAACCAGAAGUAGCAUCUGAGCCUGAAUCAGAAGCAACAUCCGAACCUGAAUCUGAAGUAAUCCCCGAAUCUGAAUCGGAAGUUAUCCCCGAGACCGAGCCAGAAGUAAACUCUGAAACUGAGCCAGAAGUAGCAUCCGAACCCGAGUCAGAGGUGACACCUGAAACCGAACCAGAAGCAAACUCUGAGCCAGAAGUAAUAGCAGAACCUGAAGCAGCGUCGGAACCAGGGAUGACACCCGAGAGUGAACCUGGUGGGGAAUCUGGUUAUGCAGAACCUGAAGUAAGACCGGAGUAUUAUGAAAUCGUCCUACCACCUAUGGUUCUACUAUUGAUAAUUGUUUUAGGACUCAUAUUUUUAACCAUAGCAGGCCAGACGUCUGACUGGAGGAAGAAACAUAAUUUGACCAAAAAAUUGCUAUCCAGAUGUUUUCGUAAAUCACUUAGUAGAUCUUCGAGAAAAAUAGCAUCUACAGAAACUAUCGUCGAAACAAUUAGCAGUUUGGGGAUUGACGAACCCGACUAUGACGACAAUGAGCUACUCACUGAUUUUGACAAGGAAGUGCUAUCAAACACACAUCGCUUUCAGAACACACCAAAAGAUUUGCUUAAAAUAGCAACUCCCGCACUUUUAUCACUUGCGUUUUGCCCUCUGACCUUAUACCUUUACGAGCCUCUGGUUCUCCUUAUGUGGCCUCCGGAAAAUUUUAACGCUCCACCAAACAUCAACGAGGCGAUCGCAUGUUUCCUUGCACCUGCUGGCUUAGUAUACGCCACAUCAUUUGGAUUUGCAUUCCAACAAGCUCUUAACAAGCAGCAAGAAAUUCUACACAAGGUAACAUAUGAACUGGGACUACUGGACCAGAUUGUCACGCUUACGUCCAAAAUGUCUUUCCCGACGCUGAAACAUCGAAUGGAUAUCUACAAGGCAGUAAAAUCAGAAGCCAUAUUUAUGGUAUUGCAAGUCUCAAAUAGGGACACGACAUCCUUCAAACACCAACCUCCGGAAGAUGUUAAAGUACAAAUUUGGGAAAUUCUCGACACGCUCCGAGACGUCCAGUCCAAAUCUGGGUCCAAAGACAGUUUCAACUUGGACCGAAUAAUAGCUGACCACAUGGUGUCUCACAUCUUACAAUUGAACAGUAUAUGUUCGGAUAGGAUGGGGUCCAUGCACGCCAGAAUUCACCCUCUUAAAUGGGCCUUCCUCGAAACUCUUGGCUUCUUUUCAUUCUUUGGGAUCCUCCUCGUACAAGCAGAGUCGUACAGAGUUGAGCUGACGAUGUGUAUGAUCACAGUGUUCUCAAUCAGCCUCUUGUGUUACAUGGUGUCAGAUCUGGACAAUCCAUUCAGUGGUUUCUUCAGGAUAGAUCUAACGGUGUUACCUGAUGUUGUUCACAGGAUUCAAAAGACAUACGAGUCGGCCUCUAGAGGGGAACUCGUGCAAUAUGGUUACCCCGACAGUCGUUAAACAUUAAACUUGACACUUCUCUAUGCAUGACUAUUUGUAUACCCGUUUAAUUGAGCAUAUGCAUGACUGCCAUCCAAUUUAACAUUACACCUGACUUUUUAACACCAGACAUACAAAAGAUGAAUACUGACAAUGGUUUACUUUUAUUUACAGAUAUUACAGGGUGUCAGAUAAGUCCCAUUCCCCCUGCUACAGCUAAAAUAAAGUGUGAUAUGCCAUUGGAAAGAUCAUCCAAAGUUAUGUUAACUCACCAACUUUCAAGUAUUUUGGAUGGAAUUCACCUAUAUUUUCAUGAUUUCCUUUAUAGUUAGUGUACCCUAAGCAGCUUUCAUUGCGUCAAAAUGAGAAGGAUAUGACCUCAGAAAUACGUCAAAAAGUUAAUCCUUUUCGCAUUUCACUUAAAACAAAAAGGUUUUCACCAUUUUUCCUUGCACCUCUAUUUUUUACACAUCUAACCCUAUCCAGAACUUGGUUGAAUGCAUUGCCAUAUACAUAUGUAGUCAUCUUUAGGUCCUUUGACUUUU
This is a messenger RNA of Owenia fusiformis, 3686 nucleotides long. The record is from the annotation of a GenBank genome assembly. Lineage: Eukaryota; Metazoa; Annelida; Polychaeta; Sabellida; Oweniidae.